AUGAGCACUCCGAAACCCGUCAAGGUAUCAGCCCUUUGUGAGCUUUGUCAUGGGCGUAAAGCCGUGAUGAAACGUCCUAAGAAUCUUCAGAAGCUUUGCAAGGAAUGUUUCUAUCAUGUAUUUGAAACCGAAAUCCAUAACACCAUAGUGGCUAAUAGCUUAUUUGCUCCUGGUGAUAGAGUCGCUAUUGGGGCUUCAGGUGGUAAGGAUUCCACAGUAUUGGCAUCCAUACUUAAGACAUUGAAUGAACGGUACAACUACGGCGUGGAGUUAGUAUUGUUGUCUAUUGAUGAGGGUAUCAAAGGAUACCGUGAUGAUUCAUUGGCUACAGUCAAGAGAAAUCAAGUUCAAUAUGAUAUGCCCCUAGAAAUCGUUUCUUAUAAAGAUCUCUAUUCUUGGACUAUGGAUGAAAUUGUCUCUUGUGCUGGGAUCCGUUCUUCGUGUACUUAUUGUGGAGUGUUAAGACGGCAAGCUUUAGAUCGUGGUGCUGCAAAAUUAGGUAUAAACCAUGUUGUGACAGGUCAUAAUGCUGAUGAUAUGGCUGAAACUGUAUUGAUGAAUUUACUUCGAGGCGAUGUGGCACGUUUAGGUAAAUCCUGUGAGAUCUCUACCCAAUCGGAGGGGUCUCCCUUUAAACGGACAAAACCUUUUAAGUAUACUUACCAAAAGGAAAUUGUCCUUUACGCCCAUUAUAAAAAGUUGGACUAUUUUUCAACUGAAUGCACUUAUGCUCCAGAAGCAUUCAGAGGAACAGCAAGAGAGCUACUUAAAGCUUUAGAAGCAAUCAGACCCUCGUGUAUAAUGGAUAUCAUCUACAGUGGUGAACAAUUCUGUGUUGCACCAAAACCCAAACGAGCCACUCCAAAGUAUAAAAAUGCAAAGAAAAUUCAGAAUGGUGAUAAUGAUAAUGAACAAGAAAUCAAUGGUGAUGGCUCCGUGUCUCUUAAGAAGAAACUAGAGAGCGCAACUGAUGGUCAUAGAUGUGAGAAAUGUGGCUACUUAACCAUGAACAGGAUAUGCAAAGCAUGUGUACUUCUCGCAGGGUUAGAAGCUAGUAGACCUAAGGUGACCAUAGAUAAUAAUGUUGCUGUAGAUGGGGCAGCCAAAUUAUCCAAGACUUUAGAACAACUUAGUUUCUGA
This is a messenger RNA of Lizanozyma spartinae, 1140 nucleotides long. RefSeq lists its product as uncharacterized. Lineage: Eukaryota; Fungi; Ascomycota; Pichiomycetes; Serinales; Debaryomycetaceae. Bases 1 to 1140 code for a protein of 379 amino acids. Gene Ontology annotation, biological process: tRNA wobble position uridine thiolation. The transcript has a single exon. Gene Ontology annotation, molecular function: tRNA binding. Gene Ontology annotation, cellular component: mitochondrion; cytosolic tRNA wobble base thiouridylase complex. The record is from RefSeq and is a predicted model, not a curated record.